GCGGCCCCUGCGCCCGCCGGCGCGCCCUGGGAGCUGUAGUCCGGUGCCGGCCCUGCCCCUGGCGAGCGCAGGAAGCUGAAGGGCCAAGGGACUACAAGGCCCAGGCUGCCCAGCGGCUCUAGCCCCGCCCCGCUGUAUGAAUGACUAAUGCGGCGUGCGGUCCGGCCAGCGUGCCCCUGCUGCCGGAGCUCCGUGGUACUGCCGAACCUUCCUCUCGCAGCGCCCCAGCCAGCGGCGGGCCCCACAGCCGAGCACGGCAAUUCUUGUGUGGUUCGUGAAAAAAAGCCUACACUGCAGGGAUGCAAGAGGAGCAACAGCCUGAGGCUGCUGCAGAUCCAAUGUCCUCCUCCGAUGCACCAGAAGAUGGACCAAAGGAAACAUCAAGUGUAUCCCAGAAUAUCUCUGACGCAGAUGCAUUUAAAAUUCUUCUAGAGAUGAAGAUGAAGAAGAGGCAGAAAAAGCCUACUUUGCCAAGCACUGUGACUGAGCUUGGCACUGAGGAUGGUUCUCAAGUUUAUGUGGUUGGAACGGCCCAUUUCAGUGACAGCAGCAAAAAGGAUGUAGUAAAAACAAUACAAGAAGUGCAGCCUGAUGUAGUUGUGGUGGAACUAUGCCAAUACAGAGUUUCUAUGUUAAAGAUGGAUGAAAAGACAUUAUUAAAGGAAGCCAAAGAAAUAAACCUGGAAAAACUUCAACAAGCUAUAAAGCAGAAUGGAGUCAUGUCCGGAUUGAUGCAGAUGCUGCUGCUGAAGGUUUCUGCUCACAUCACAGAACAGCUGGGAAUGGCCCCUGGAGGAGAAUUCAGGGAGGCUUUCAAAGAGGCCAGUAAAGUACCUUUCUGUAAAUUCCAUCUUGGAGACCGACCCAUCCCUGUUACAUUUAAGAGAGCAAUUGCUGCACUUUCUUUCUGGCAAAAAGUAAAACUUGCUUGGGGUCUUUGCUUCUUAUCUGACCCAAUCAGUAAAGAUGACGUGGAGAAAUGCAAACAGAAGGAUUUACUGGAGCAGAUGAUGGCAGAAAUGAUUGGAGAGUUUCCUGACCUUCAUCGAACGAUUGUCUCAGAACGAGAUAUUUACCUGACCUACAUGCUGAAGCAAGCAGCAAAGCAGAUAGAGCUACCUCGAGCUUCAGAAACUGAACCUAGAAAAUACAUCCCAGCUGUUGUAGUUGGUGUUGUUGGGAUGGGCCAUGUACCUGGAAUUGAAAAGAACUGGAACUCUGACUUAAACAUCCAGGAAAUAAUGAGUGUGCCUCCUCCAUCAGCUUCAAGUAAGGUUUUCAAAUUUGUCAUAAAAGCAACAGUUUUUGGACUGAUGGGAUAUGGCUGCUACCGAAUAGGCCAAAGGACGGUUCAGUUCUUUCUCUCGAUGCCAGCAGCACAGAGCUAUCUUCAGAAGCUGACAGAAAUAAGGUCUCAUCAUUGAACAUCAAGUGGAGGCACUGUGGGAAGAAGGUGGCUGAAAAAGGGUGAUAGAGGCAACAGAUGUGAACUGUACUGAAAGAAGAAUGAGGAUUCUAGGCAGAGAGUUUGUUGAACAAAGCUGAAUUGCUGUAUAAUAGAAGAUAUGAUACUAAAAUUACACCAGCUAUGAGCUAAUAUGAAUAGGUUUGAUUCCUGGUAAGUGUGUUGCAUGAAACUACAUGAUUCCAGAAUGAGGUAAAAGAAAUACGUGUGCAAAUAUGUAUAUUAUAUAUAUGCAUACUUUAUAUAUGAUAUAUAUUAUUGAUGAUGCAGUACAGACAGCUUAAAGAGUGUAUGUUCAUGACUUUUCCAGAGGAACAGAACAACACAGAGUAACCUAGUUGGCUGCAUCUGCUCCAAAGUUCAGGGACACUUGAAUCAAUUCUUUGCUUUUUUUUUUUUUUUUUUUUUUGGCCUAGGGAUAAUAAUACCUAGUGGGUGUUUAUGGUGCCAGACACUUUUACGUGUAAUUUAGAAUUCUCAAUGUGUGUUUUCUACUUAAAACAUUUAGGCUUUUUUUAAACUGAAGAGCUUUCAAAAAAUUUCAGAAUUGUACAGGCUGUCAUACGUACACUGCUCAAAUUUUUUACAAGCCUUACUGAAGAACAGGAACGUUGCCUUUAGAUUGCAUCCCUUGCUACCACCACCACCAGUUGAAUUGUCUUUUCUCCUGCAUACAGAAGGUAUAGCCACACCAUCAGAAUGCAGUGUGGUUUGUGUCAGAUGUUUACAGAACACUCUGUUCCUCUAGAUUAGCUUAUUUAAACUGUAUUAUUUAGCCAAAUCCUAAUGGAUUCAGUAUUGUAAAUUUAAGAGACUAGAACUACUGUACAAUUUACUUUUGUUUCUCAGACCUUUCAUUUACUGGGACAAGAAGUCUGGAAUUGAUAGUACCUGCCCCUCAUUUUUGAUACAUGAAAGUAUUUUAUUUAUCAAUGUAAUUUCUCAGUGGAUGAAUAUUUUAAUCUAUUUAAUAGAAAAGCAAUGUUCAAUUUAGCUUUUCAAAUUAGCUGUAGUAUUUGGAUUACCUGCUAUUUAUACAUAGAAUUAUGGGUGCUUCAGACUGCUGUGAUUUUCUCUCUUAAUUAUCCAGGACUGCCAUCAUCGAGAUACUUGUUUCUUUUUUUCUUUUUCCUUUUUUUUUUUUUUUUUUUUUUUAAACCCUAAGUUCAUAUUUCAUAGGAAUUUUAGGUACCUUUUAUACAGUAUUUUCAAUGACUGUAAAGUGCCCUCUGCAAUCAGCUAGUCCCAGUUCAGCAACCCAGAUAACUGUAUCUGUCAUAUCAAAGUUUUAACCUGAUGUAUUUGAAUAGAAGAGUCCCACUUGCUCCUCGGGCUCGCAUGCAGUUGCUUGUCACUUAAAGUGAAAUUUCUGUUUCCAUUAAUUUCUGGGAAUGAAACACAGGAACCAGUGUGUGAGGCAGAAGGAGGAAUAGGUGAUGUUUUGUGCUUCUUUGUUGGUUGUUGGUUGCUUCAACAAAAAACAACAAACCACUUUUAGUAGGAUAUGUUUCCAAAGUAUUGUGUUGGAAGUCCUUUUGUACAGUCUAUUGUUUCCUGGAAGUAUGUACAUGUAUCUUCCGUGCAGUGUUGUCUUUUUCAAGCUUUUCAAAUGAAAUUAAGGAUCUAAUGCUCCUCUUUGUGAUGGCAUUGACUUUGCUGGAAGCUGGUCUGUCCAUGCAACCUGAUGCUUUUCUGCCUUGCACUUUGAAAAUUCUGAGUCCCAGUGCAGCAAAUCAUUUUAGUGCAUGUUUAUCUUUAAACCUAAUAAAUCUGACCCCAUCCUGCAGAGUUCUUCAGAUGAUGCUAGGUGCUUCUGGAUCUGGGCCUUACAGCAGUUGUGCAGGGAAUAAACCUUAGCAAAUAAGAAUGGCAGCAAUUCUUGGACACAAAGUGAAAACAAUAAUACAGACUAUGGCAGAGGCAGGUCCUUUUAUUUUCUGUCUACUAGUGCUUAAGAAUCCACCAGCUGUCUCUAUCAAGAAGAAAAGCAGUAUUUGUAAACAUUUUGUAGAAGACUAGAGUGGCUGCCUGAAUUUUGAUUCCUGAUUUUUUGGUAAAGGUUUAAUGUUGUUUACAAUUAAGAAGUCGUAUUUGAAUAAUUCUGUUACGUUUUAUGUACAUUUUUAAAAUAUGAAAGCAAAAGCUUAAGCUCAUUCUUCUCCUGGCUUUAUUGACAUACCAAAAUACUGUUUUGCUGAUUGUUCUUUUGAGAAUUUUUAGCUGGUAGAAUUCAAUAUAUUGAAGUUUUGCUUUAAGUUAUCUACAGAUUUUUGAGGUAUCUGCAGAUAUUCUAAAAGCUCUGUAGAUCUUUGAUAUCUGUGCUCAGGUAAUUUUACACAAAAAAAUAAAAAAAAACCAACAAUAAAAAAAAAAACAAAACACAAACAAAUCUAAGGUAAAUUUUAGAUACGAGCCUUAAACUUGGGUGGGACUAAUGCUAAAUGAUUGUCAUGGAGCAUUCUUGCAGACUUAAUGUUUUAUGCUUUUUAGCCAGAAUUGAUUACCGUGUAAAUUGUCCAUUCAUUAUUCAGUUAUUCUCUGGAGUUAAUACUUUAAGUUUAUUGUUUCACUGUCUUUUUACAAAGCAUAUCAGUACAUUCUUAAAGAAGCCUGUUUGUGGACAGACAAUUUGCAAUUUAUCUUCCCACUAUUGCAAGUUGGCAGAUCAUACGCAUGCACUGUUCACUCAGUGGCACUGGAAAGCCUGGUGAAUUUGCAGAGCCAACAGUCCUAUGAAUUCAUACAUGAAUGCUCAGUGCUGUGUUCAAUGUGUUGUACUCUUUAUGUAACAUAAUCUGUGGCUUAGGCCCAUCCUUUUCUGUUCUAGUCAGUCCUUUCAGUGUUAACAGCAUCCUGGAAAAUUUAAAUAUAUGUUGAAUUGUCCCAGCCCCACCUCAACCUUAUGAAGCCAUAUUGUAUUUUUUUUUGUGACAUGUACAUCUGUUUCAUGCAUUUGUACAUGUGAUGUAAAUUUGAAGUAUUUUUAACAAUGUGUGCCUUUACUCUAAAGUGAUUUAAAGUAAACAGCAGUAUGUUCUAUGAUAUAAAAAAAUAAAAUAUUUUAACCAUCA
Calypte anna (Anna's hummingbird) is the source of this 4536-nucleotide messenger RNA. It is a transcript of the gene TRABD, whose product is annotated as TraB domain containing. The record is from RefSeq and is a predicted model, not a curated record. NCBI's taxonomy places the organism in Eukaryota, Metazoa, Chordata, Aves, Apodiformes, Trochilidae. The coding region runs from base 300 to 1424 and encodes 374 amino acids. The transcript is spliced from 10 exons.